Molecule: messenger RNA, 1416 nt
Organism: Drosophila suzukii
Lineage: Eukaryota; Metazoa; Arthropoda; Insecta; Diptera; Drosophilidae
Product: trypsin-1
Biological process (GO): proteolysis
Molecular function (GO): serine-type endopeptidase activity
Source: RefSeq, a predicted model, not a curated record
GCCACACUGUGACUAAUCUCUCACGUUUUGUAUUAACGCUGAGCGAUUCGUACGCUACAUUACCUGCUCAAACUUAGUACAUAUUUUAUGUUACAUUAAUUAGUUACACACUCUUAUUUAUUCUUAGGCGUAUUUACAGAAACGUGUUAAUUUUUUAAUCAUUACAAUUGUUUCGUUUUAAAUGUACAAAUGUUUUGUUGUGUUUAAAAAUGUCUUGCAUUUGUUAAUUUGUUGAUCGAGUUUCCCACAAAAAACAAAAAUAUCCCAUUGUUACAAUGAUAUCUUAUUCGUGAACAUGAAUUUAAAAUAUAUAUUCUUAUUUUGGGUGUUGACGAUGAAUUGUUCCAGUCUUAUGUGCUUGGAAUAUUCAAAAGGUUUUAAUGAGUCGGCUAUAAACACAAUACAUUCGGGCCAAAGUAAACGCACGAGUAAAUUUCUAUUUGACACUAUUUUUCGCAUAAGUUCGGGAGUAUCAAAUGCCUUUGGACUUUCGGACACAGAAGACGAGGUUGAGUAUACAGAAAACUCGAGCCUAAAAAAUUGUGAUUGUGAUUGUGGUUUUUCCAAUGAAGAGAUCCGUAUAGUAGGCGGGAAACCAACCGGUGUCAACCAAUACCCUUGGAUGGCGAGAAUCGUGUAUGAUGGAAAGUUCCAUUGUGGAGGGUCCUUGUUGACCAAGGAUUACGUGCUCUCCGCCGCUCACUGCGUCAAAAAACUGAGAAAAUCCAAAAUCAGAAUUAUUUUUGGAGACCACGAUCAAGAGAUUACUUCGGAGUCGCAAGCCAUCCAACGGUCUGUUACAGCCGUAAUAAAACACAAAAGCUUUGACCCAGAUACCUACAACAAUGAUAUUGCCCUGUUGAGACUUCGCAAGCCUAUUUCGUUUUCUAAAAUCAUAAAGCCAGUUUGUCUUCCCCGGUUCAAUUACGAUCCUGCAGGUCGAAUUGGAACCGUUGUUGGCUGGGGACGGACGUCCGAAGGAGGACAAUUACCGUCCAUCGUUAAUCAAGUUAAAGUUCCAAUUAUGUCCAUCACGGAGUGCCGGAAUCAAAAAUACAAAAGUACUCGAAUUACCUCAUCGAUGUUGUGCGCCGGAAGGCCAUCCAUGGACUCAUGCCAGGGCGAUAGUGGAGGACCGCUGUUGUUAUCUAAUGGAGUUAAGUAUUUUAUCGUCGGAAUCGUUUCCUGGGGCGUCGGAUGUGGUCGCGAAGGAUAUCCGGGUGUUUACUCAAGAGUGAGCAAGUUCAUUCCGUGGAUCAAAUCUAAUUUAGAAAAUACAUGCCUGUGUUCUUAGUCAAUGUUGUAUGGAAAUACACGAACAUAUUUAUUGCCUAGCUAAGUCCAUUUGAAUACAAAGUGUCUUUGUUAUUAUACCAUGCAAUCGAGAUUGAAAAUAAAAUUAAAGUUUCAUUUAAA